This is a messenger RNA of Phragmites australis (common reed), 1657 nucleotides long. Its product is annotated as photosynthetic NDH subunit of subcomplex B 1, chloroplastic-like. The record is from RefSeq and is a predicted model, not a curated record. Lineage: Eukaryota; Viridiplantae; Streptophyta; Magnoliopsida; Poales; Poaceae. Gene Ontology annotation, cellular component: chloroplast; NAD(P)H dehydrogenase complex (plastoquinone). The coding region runs from base 152 to 1555 and encodes 467 amino acids. Gene Ontology annotation, biological process: photosynthetic electron transport in photosystem I. The transcript has 6 exons. Gene Ontology annotation, molecular function: glycosyltransferase activity.
UCUCAACAGAAAAAAAAAGAAGAAAAGAAAGGAAAAGAAGCAGUCACACACACAUAGCAGCAGCAACGAUAUCCAAAGCUAGCAGCUCAUCAACAAACUCUAGAGCAAGAGCAACUGAGCAAUAAGGAGGCUUGCCAUCCAGACACCAACCAUGUCGACGUCCAUGUUCACGCCCACGACGACGAAGGCCAUGGCGCCGGAGCCGGCAAAGGCCCCCGCCGCGGCACGGCAAUGCUGCUACCUCCUUUCCACCAACCCCGGCCGCCGCGUCAGCGUGGCGUCGGCGAAGAAGAAGAACCCGUGGCUGGACCCGUUCGACGAUGGGCCCGACGAGGAGUUCGACUACCAGGGCGUGUUCUCCGGCGGGAAGCAGGAGGAGGACCCGCGGCCUCCGGAGAACCCGGCGAACCCGUACGGGUUCCUUCGGUUCCCGCAGGGUUACAACCCGGAGCUGGACAGCCUCGCCUCCAAGGUCCGCGGCGACGUGCGGCGCGCGUGCUGCGUCGUGUCCGGGGGAGUGUACGAGAACGUGCUCUUCUUCCCCGUCGUGCAGCUGCUCAAGGACCGGUACCCUGGCGUGCUGGUGGACGUGGUGGCGUCGGCGAGGGGCAAGCAGGUCUACGAGAUGUGCAAGAAUGUGAGGUACGCCAACGUCUACGACCCCGACGACGACUGGCCGGAGCCCGCGGAGUACACCCACCAGCUCGGCGUGCUCAAGAAUAGGUACUACGAUCUGAUCUUGUCAACGAGGCUGGCCGGGAUCGGGCACGCGCUCUUCCUCUUCAUGUCGUCGGCACGCGACAAGGUGGGCUACGUGUACCCCAACGUCAACAGUGCCGGCGCAGGGCUGUUCCUCAACGAGAUGUUCAAGCCGCCGACCACCAACCUCGCCGACGGCGGGUACAACAUGUACAAUGACAUGCUGGAGUGGAUCGCCCGGCCGGCGAAGGACGUGCCCCGGCAGCCGACACCGCCUCUGCGGGUGUCCAUUUCCAAGAAGCUGCGGGCAUACGUGGAGGACAAGUACAACCGCGCGGGCGUCCAGAAGGGCAAGUACGUCGUCGUCCACGGCAUCGCCUCGGACUCCGUCGCUAACAUGAAGUCCAGGGGCGACGACGACUGCCUCCUCCCGCUCGAACACUGGGCACAGAUAGCCAAGGAGAUCAGCAGCUCUGAUGACAAGGGGCUGAAGCCUCUGUUCGUGAUCCCUCACGAGAAGCACAGAGAAGAGAUUGAGGAGAUAGUGGGGGAGGACACCAACAUCCUGUUCAUCACCACCCCAGGCCAGCUCACCUGCCUCAUCAACGACUCCGCCGGUGUCGUCGCAACCAACACCGCCGCCGUGCAGCUCGCCAACGCACGCGACAAGCCAUGUGUGGCGUUGUUCUCCUCGACGGAGAAGGUGAGGCUAUUCCUGCCGUACGUGGAGGACAAGAGCAACUUCACCGUCGUCGCGUCGGCGACGGGGAAGCUGAUCGACGUCGACAUCGAGGCCGUGAAGAAGGCGGUAAAGAACUUCGAGCCGGCUCCCAGCUUUGCACUGGCGCAGAAGUAGAAGACAAGAUCGUCUCCAUUGCUUUGGAUAUAGAUUUACUGAGAAUUUAUAGCUCAAGAGCUCUCAGUGGUAUUUCAAUUCACAAUGCAUGCUUUACUCGAU